ACGCGACGUCUAUAAAUACCGUGGUGGAGAGGGGUCGUCCAUUACCGUUUGAGCUCAGUCUGUAGAGAGGAGCACCACGUCUUACUGCUGCACUUUAUCAUUUCAUUCCAGAAUUCUGGUCUAAUGGACACACUCUUUGUAAAUGCUUUUUAAGAUAAACCACUUCAGGAAAGUACACACUGGCUACUCUGCAGGCCGCGGCCUCGAGUCUUAUCUGAAAGGAUUCAACUUUACCGGCGAGCCUCCCUGGCUACCCUUAACCUGAUUAAAGCCUCAACGGAUUAAAUCUCCUUAGUAUCCAAGGUGUUUUUGUGACUCCUUUUAUCCCCCCUGUGACGAUGAAAACUCUCUGUCCGGCCGAGUUCAACCUGUCCUUAUUGGAGGAAGGCUUUACCGCCCGAGACAGCGUUGACCAGACGAUCAUCGAGUCCUCCACCGGUGACGACCGUGAUGCCUUCUACGUGUGUGACCUGGGUGACUUGGUGAAGAAGCACCUGCGCUGGGCACGGGCUCUUCCACGGGUCACUCCGUUCUACGCCGUCAAAUGCAACAACAGCAUUUCAGUGGUGCGAACCCUGGCCUCCCUGGGCUGCGGCUUUGACUGCGCCAGCAAGGCGGAGAUUCAACAAAUCGAGUCAUUGGGUGUGGCGCCGAGCAGAAUCAUCUACGCCAACCCUUGCAAGCAGGCUUCCCAGAUCAAGUAUGCCUCUGCCCACGGCGUCCAGAAGAUGACCUUUGAUAGCGAAGUGGAACUCCUGAAGGUGGCACGCUGCCAUGAAAACGCAAAGCUGGUGCUGCGUAUCGCCACAGACGACUCCAACUCGGUGUGUCCCCUGAGUGUGAAGUUUGGGGCCACCCUCAAGGGCUGCCGGGGUCUGCUGCAGCGGGCCAAGGAGCUCAGCCUGGACGUCAUAGGGGUCAGCUUCCACGUGGGCAGCAUGUGCAGGGACCCCGCGACGUACACCCAGGCCAUCUCCGACGCCCGCUGUGUGUUCGAUAUGGCCGAGGAGUUUGGCUACAAGAUGAGCCUGCUGGACAUUGGUGGAGGGUUCCCCGGCUCUGAGGAUGUCAAACUCAAAUUUGAAGAGAUCACAGCAAUUAUCAACCCAGCCCUGGAUAAGUAUUUCCCUGCUGAUGGAGGAGUCCGGAUCAUCGCCGAGCCGGGUCGCUACUACGUUGCGUCUGCCUACACGCUGGCGGUCAACAUCAUAAGCAAGAAGGUCAUCGUGAAGGAGCAGUCUCCCUCAAAUGAAGAAGAGGACGAUGAGACCAACGAAAAGACAAUGAUGUACUAUGUCAAUGACGGAGUGUAUGGUUCCUUCAACUGUAUCCUCUACGACCAUGCUGAAUGCCUCCCAAUUUUGCACACGAAGCCAAAGCCAGAUGAGGCCAUGUACACGUGCAGCAUCUGGGGGCCGACCUGUGACGGCCUGGACCGCAUUGCCGAGUACUGCAGCCUGCCUGACCUGCAGAUGGGAGACUGGCUGCUGUUUGAGAACAUGGGGGCCUACACAGUGGCCGCCUCCUCUAACUUCAACGGCUUUGCAACUCCAGACAUCCACUAUGUCAUGUCCCGCCCUGCCUGGAAGUGCAUGCAGCAGAUCAACACCCAGGGCAUGCCCGCCCCUGUGGAUGAGGCCGGCCCAGCCUGCGUCGCAGCCAGCUGUGGCAGCGAGAGCGCGGUGGAGCUGCCCGCUAAGCUCCACCAGAACCUCCUGGCCUAACCAGCCGACACCAGCGGUCCCAAUACCUCAGCGUCCUGUGCCGUGUUCCAAUAUCCAUACUAUCCGUACUAACUAGCCUUAGUUUGAGUACGUAGGGCGUUCCAAUUCAGAUCGGGUGAAAAUAAGUGUACUGAAAGGACUCGGAUGGUGUACUCAAAACGAUCAAAUCGUCAAGUGUGGAUCAAUGUACACUUUUCGUACUCAACGGCAGCCAUCUUAGCUACGUAGCGGAAGAGGGCGGAACCAGGCUGAGCCAACGUCGGCGCUCUUUCCCCAUAGCCUGCAUUAAUCAUUUUGUAGUUUUUAUAGCUGCUAGGCGUUAAGAGUUCACCGUUCAAAGCGGGAUGUUUAUUGCGGGGGAGGAGCCGUGGCGGCAGUCGUGAUCGUAAUUUCCGGUUAGUGCACCACGGAGUAUUCGAUUCGGAACAACACUGACAUCUAAAAUAUUAGCGCACUUAGUGAGUACGGAUAGUGUACUACGUUGAAGUGUACUCAUGGAAGCAUGGCUAUUGGGAUACGGCAAUGGUGUUCUUCUUUACUAAGUGUACGUUCAUUGAAAGGCCAGUAAGAUGCAAGGGUGGGAGGGAGUGCUUAGGUGGACCUGUUGGUGUACUCGGUUCUGUAUGGAAGGUGGGGAGCAGCGCUAGUCCGCUAUGUAGUGUGGACUUAAGUUCUUGAGUAACGUAGCAUUCCAACAAGGCUUCUGCUAAGCGGAAUUUGAGGGAAGAGGUCUUUGUAGUCCCAGCUCUGGGGCUCACAAAAUAUCACUGUGCCGCCCAUGCCGUUACAGAUCAACUACUUGUGACAUCGUAAUUGGAUGUUAUGUCUGUAUGUUUCGAGGAUCUUAUGCGUCAAACUUUGGAUCCUGUUGAUCUGAGAACCCUCCAUUCCAUUAAGAGGGGGUCUUUCAUAUCAAGAACUGCUGCUACAUGAUCGUUUUCCAAGAGGUCUUCACUUCUGUCCAGAACUGAUUAAAUAUAAAAUAUAGGGACUCAAAUGGCAUACUUUCUUUCUGUUAUUUUUAAUGAUUUUUUUUUUCAACCUUAGUGAUCAUGUUAUAGCCAAAUGAUUAACAAUACAUUUUUAAAUGGAUCAAUGGAGAUGGGAUUGCAUUUAUAUCGCUUUCCUAUGGAAAUUUGAGAUUUUUGUAUUUCUUUCUAAUAAAUGAAAAAACGGCA
Molecule: messenger RNA, 2902 nt
Organism: Gadus morhua (Atlantic cod)
Lineage: Eukaryota; Metazoa; Chordata; Actinopteri; Gadiformes; Gadidae
Gene: odc1
Product: ornithine decarboxylase 1
Exons: 11
Coding region: 339-1724 (461 amino acids)
Cellular component (GO): cytoplasm
Molecular function (GO): ornithine decarboxylase activity
Source: RefSeq, a predicted model, not a curated record